Messenger RNA from Anopheles merus, 6422 nucleotides. RefSeq names its product death-inducer obliterator 1-like. The transcript is spliced from 6 exons. The record is from RefSeq and is a predicted model, not a curated record. Bases 39 to 3212 code for a protein of 1057 amino acids. Lineage: Eukaryota; Metazoa; Arthropoda; Insecta; Diptera; Culicidae.
CCGGGUUUGACAGCAGCUGUCAAAAUAGCCCAUAAAAGAUGUCCGAAACGAAUGACGACUCGCUUACCUUCGAUUUGGGCAACGACGAUCCUGCCAUUCUUAAUGAGGACGAACUUUUGCUGUCCGACGACGAGAGUGGCAUCAAACUCGACCAGCCGGAUGAAGAUUUCCUGCUGGAAGAGACGGAUGACUGGGUACGCGAUGAGUUGGUAGCGUCGAGAACUGUGGUGCAACCGAAAAGUGAAACCAGUGCGACAGUGCAAAGUGUGCCCCGUGACAGUGAAACGUCCGCACCACGUCUGCCGGUGCCCGUUGUACCGGCCGUAAGCCGGUGCGAUGAUGAUAGUGAACCAACAGAGGGAGCCGGCUGCCAGGAAGCUCCCGCGCCGGCACACCAAACGUUCCACGUCGAUCCACCCAUCGAACCGACCACCACUCGGAGCAGGGACGAUACUGGCGAGGCGAAUGUAGAGGAUGUUGCUGCAACCGGUGCCGAAACAACGGCGCUGCCUACUACGACGGAGGAUGAGGUCGCCGCGGAAAGCGCAUUUGAAGAGCCGCAGCCGGAUGUGCCGGAUGUUGGUGCCAGCGUGUCGAAGGAAUCGUUACGGUCGGCGUCUUCUGGCGGGGGGCUGGGGGUGGAGAGUGGCACGGUUUCCGGCUCGACGACGGUCGAGUACAGUACGUCCGCCCAGUCGCUUGCCGACACGGUCAGCUCGGUCCCGAUGUCAUCGAGCGGUACGCACCGAACCGACCGAACCGCCGCCAGCGCGGAACAGUGCGACACGACCUCGUCCGAGGAUGUGCUGUACCUGUACGCGAACAACCAGGAGCCGGACGGUUCGUACGAUACGGACGAGACGAGCGAAAAGCGUGGCUGGAAGAACGAAUCCAAGAACGAACCGCGCCAUCCGAUGCACCAGCAGCAGCACCAGCACCAGCAGCAACAGCCCCAUCCGCUCCUAGGCCACCAUGGACCCGGCAACCGGCUCCAGCCCGGGUACGGCAAGCCGGGCAUGAAGCACCCGCUACUACCGCCCCAGCAGCAGCAGCACCCGGGCGGCAUGAUUGCGCCCAACAUACUCGGACCGCACCGGCCAAACAAUUUCGGCGCCAUGCAUCCGGGCGGCGGCGGUGGUCGUCCAAUGGACUUCCGGCCCGGUGGCAACCGGCAGCGCUACCCGCUCCGGCCCGGCUUCGGACCGGAAAUGAUGGGCCAGUACCGUGGCAUGGGACGGAUGAACUUUCCGCCCGGGCCACCGCCACCGGGCAUGCACCAUCCGGGCGUACUGAUGCCGGGGGGACCGGGCGGUCCAAUGCCACCGAUGCGCGGGUUCCCAGGGCGGGGCCAUCCGUACGAAAUGGGACGACCGAUGCCGCCGCGUCUCCUCCGCCCGAUGGGAGGUGCCAAUGGGCCACAAAUGUACCGGAAUGCAGGUCCGCCGAACGGGCCACAGGCAAAAGGACCAGCCAUUGGGCAGCAGGGACCUUACGGACCGUCGCAACAGGGGCAAGGUGGUGGUGGUGGUGGUGGUAAUGCGGUCCCGCAGCCGCAAUCGCUCCUGUCCGGCACGUUCGAUCCGAUGACGGUUGGUGGAGGCGGUGGAGGAGGAGGAGCAGGAGUAGGAGGAAGUAUUAGUGGCGGCAUUGUGGGUGGUGCAAGUGGUAGUGUUGGUGCCGGGAGUGGUGCCACGAUUCAGCAACCGUCACCCGUCGCCGCCGCCCCCGCCGCUCCAGUGCCCGGAUUCCCGCAAAAGGUUCUCAUCAAUCCUAAUUUUAAAGGUGGCGUGGAAGCGGUCAAGAAUCAGCUCAUGCGCGAUGCGGCGCUCAGCUCGCAGCAGUUCGUGGCCGGCGUCGCCACCGCCCGGCAGGUCAGCGACGACGAGCUGCUGCGCCAGCAGGAAGAGUUCAUCAACAAGAACCGGAUCGAGGUGGAGAAGCGCCGGCACGAGCGGUCCCCGUCGCGCGAACGUGACCGGGAGCGGGAGCGCGAGCGCGACCGCGAUCGGGCCCGAUCGCGCGAACGGGAGCGAUCGCGCGAGCGCGACCAUCGCGAGCAUCGUGAGCGGGACCGCGACCGCGAACCAUUCCGGGGCCGGUCGCGCUCGCGGGACCGGGACAUGCGGCCACGGUCGAGGGAGCGUGAUCGCGAGCGUGACUAUUCACCCCGCCGGCAUCAUCGCGCUGGCAGUAGGGAUCGGGAUUUGGGACGGCCGGGCCGGCGCAACUUUGGCAGGAGUCGAAAUGCGAGCCGCGACCGCGACGACGACGGCCGGUUCCCGAAGCGGCGAAAGAGCAGUGAUUAUGGGGAAAACAACCGCGGACAUUAUGAGCGCCAUGACGAUGACGAAGAUCCCGAAACGAGGGCCUAUCGGAUGGAGAUAGAAAAGCAGAAGGCGACCCGGGAGAAGAUGCUCCGCGAGAAGGAGAUGCGUCGCAAGCGGGCGGCAGAGGAGAAGCUAAAGUCGCGAUCGAAUGACCCGAAACCUCAGGAAAAUACGCCACCACCCAAGCUGACGCCGUUGGUGGUGACGGAGAAGAAAAUCAUUACGCUGAAAAAGAAGCCGGACCAGGCGGCGGCGGCGGCGGCGGCGGCGUCCGAAUCGACGCACGGCCGUCGCUCGCCGACCGAACGCUCCAACAGCCACGCUAAACCGGCGGCCGGCGAUCAGCAGGAGCGCACGCGUUCGCGCCACCCCGACAACGAGCCGCAGCCGAGUGACGGCAUCAGCAGCGAGCUCAACUCGGAAGCGAUCGAGCUGGAUCUGCUGGAAGAGUUGCUGCUGCGCGAGCCAACGCCCGAACCGAUGCCGUCGAAGCCGUCGCGCGUUACGACCAGCAGCGGCCAGGUGUCCACGACCAGCGGUACGGCCCACGUCACCACCUCAUCGUCCGGUGGGGAAGGGGCAGCAGGGUCGAAGGGUGGACGGGAUCGUCACCCGACCACAACCAGUGGCAGCAGCGGUGGAACAGCAGCAGCGACCGGAGGUGGUAGCAGCCGACGCAUCGUGCUCAUGAAGCCGUCCGGCGGCGACAAGAAGGACCGGCUAGCGGACGGAGGAGGCGGAGCGACAGCAGCUGGCAACAACAGCAACAGUAGCAGCAGCAGCAGCAGCAACCGGAAGGCGCGCAUCUUCGACCGGCUGGACAGACGGAUCGGUGUGAAUGAGGCGGACAAGCGAAAAAUCCAGAGGUUAGUUAAGGACAAUUAAUCGGUUUUCCAACGUCCCCGCUCUCCUUCACACAACCAUUUCUCCCCUCCGCUCCCGUGCCCUCUCUCGCGGGAAGCAAACACAUUGUUCAGCAGCCGAUUAAUGCGGACGCACCCAAUGCCAUGCCCCAGCUUCACGUGCAUUAGUGUGUCCAAAUUAUACAUAUAUAUGUGUGUGUGUGCAUUCGUGUGUGUGAGAGAGAGAGAGAGAGAGAGAGAAUUUGAAUCCACGCUUGGGGUGGAUUGUUUGGCACGUGUUAGGAACUCGGCAAGAUGGCGCCGGUUGUUCGCGUGCAGCUACAGUAGUGUAUAGUGUACCUCUUGCGGGAAUAUGUAGAACCAACCUGAUUUUUUUGUUAGGAGAAUCGUUUUGUUUCCGAGUUUGCCUCAACUUUUCUUUUUAUUAUUAUUCUUAGUCAUAUUUUUAAUGCUUACACACCACUGCAGAAUAUUUCAGUGGAUCAAACCAUCUUUUAUGGUACAUAUACACGCGUUGUACGAUCCGUUAGCAUCAAACAAACAAACAAAAAGCACUCCCACACUUUGCUACAGGGCAGGAGAAAUUGGUAGACUGUUUUUUUUUUAACAAUUAAUAUUAUGUAUUAAACUGUAUCACAUAGUAUACAAGUGCACGUUUCUUGCGCAAGGCAACAACGCGUUUUAUAGCAACAACACAACCCGACAUGAUCAUUACGCGCAAGCAUUUCUGUCGCCGUCGUCGUCUUCGUCGUCUCGUUUUCCCCACACUUAUCAUGUAAACGCUUAUUUAACGAGGUCAUUUUACUUACCUGGACUUUUUUGCCCGUUUUAGCAGAAACGGUGGCACCGCUGCGAUUUUAAUUUGUAUUCACUUUUGUUCUGUUUUCGUCGUGUGUUUGCGCGUGUAUUUCGAACAACAACUGCGCGGUGUAAUACGCUCUUAGAAUAAGUGAUGUGUAAAGACUUUUUUCUGUUUUUUUUUUUGUUGGUUUCGAUAGGUUAACUAGUUAAGCAAACAAACAAACCCCGAUUGUCCAGAUUGUUGUGUAUGUACGGUACGGUUACAUAGGUGUGGCUACACGUGAUCUGCCUUUCAUUGUAUUGAUUGUAUGCGAUAUGACACGCGGGGGCUUGACGACCACACACACACAUAUAUAUAUAGAAAAGGCUUGGCAAACAAGUGAAGCAAUUAAAACAUAUUUUAUUAUUACAACAAAUACAUUGCCACUCUCGCAAAGGAACCCAAACAAACAAACAAAAAACCCUUUGACCGUAAGCUUUAUUGCUUGAAGGCGAUGGUAUAGGAGUGGAAGGUAGUGAAGGCAAACAAAAAAAAAAAACAUGCAAGAACAACAAGAAAAGAAAAAAAGUAACAAAAUUUAAUGAUAAAUGUUAAGAACACUAAUACUAACACUGUAGCAAAACAUGUAACGUCAUCUUCUUCACCCUUUUUUAGUUCCAUUUGGUCCUUUAUUCUUUUUUUUUCAUUUUUCCUUCCUUUCAUCCUUCUCCCUUAUCUUCCACGUGUCCUUAUACAAAGUUGAUCCUCCAUUUUCCUCCCUUUUCCAUUAAAAGUAAUUGUAACUGUUGCAGUCUAGAUAUUGUCCUCUUCUCCUCUCCCCUCCCCUCUCCCCCCCCCCUCUCCCUAACCCACGCAGUGUAACGACACUACUUUAAGAUUAACCAAAUAAAAUAAACGCAUCAAAAAGGGCGCGUGCUGCUCACUACACGCGUGGUGUGUGUAGUACCAGCGCGCACACGAUGAGAAAGCGCAGCCCCUGCAAUUCCAAGCAAAACAACAACAAAAACCAAAAUACACCGAGCGUGUGCGUGAGCGUUUUAUUCGAGUGUAUGUGUGUGUGUGACGGAGUGUGUAAAUAAUAAGUUUCGUUUCGUUUGUAGUAGUGUUCAGUUCGGUUGUACUAGCAUUAGCGGUUAAGAAGAUUAGUGUCGACGCACGUCGUGCGCGAGGCGCGUUUGCGUUAUUGCGACCGCGGAACACAGCGUAACACACAGUGGGUGGGGCGGUGUGCCAUCAGAAUUUGGGGGUAACGUUUGGGACCGUAAUUUUAAGUAACACAGCUCUCUCCUUUUUUUUAGUAAAAGUAGUAUCAGCAACCGUAAAUAGUGAAUAUUUUAGCUCGAAUAGGUCGAAGUUGGAUGAUCGAUCGAAAGGACGAGAGCCCCUGCGGGGUUUGUCCCUACAUUACGAUACGUUGCCAUAUGCACCCACGAUGCUACCUAGGUAAUAGGAAUGAUUGCAGAGAAGAAGAAAAAACUCCGACAAGCGAAUUUUAGUACAAAGCAACCCAUGAGCGUGGAAUCGGAGCAAAAAAAAAACAAAACAUUCCGCAGUAGGCAGAACGGCUCGGUUGCCACGUAACGUACGCCAAUACUUGUGAUAACGUGUAAUUAUGCUCUCUAUGCCUCUCUCGCUGUCUCUCUUCCUAUUCCUCUUUCUCUCUCUCUCUCUCUCUUUAGCUGCGAUUAAUAUGACCAUUUACGUUAAUUUAGGUAUUUGGCAGGCAAACAUAUGACAGAUUGUCUACAUUUAUGUGAUGCUUAAUCAGAAGAAAGUUGGCGCUAAUGCCAACGUUAAACAAAUUCCACUUAUCGCACACGCCCGCACAGUAGAGAGUCGACUGGGGUGUCUCGUGCUACCAAUGAAAGUGUUUAACACGUGAUCGUGGACGAGAUGAUGUAGUGUGUAGCACGUGAUAGGUUGCUUUUGCCCAGGAAUGAUCCCCCCACCCCAGUCAGCACAGCACAGUCCGUGGGCGGCGGGUUCGUGUGUAUCGGUUUGUUAGUGUGUUGAUGAAGGUAGCUCAAUUCGCGGUUAGAGUCACGCUCUUGUUUUAUUUUGAACUUUAAUUUACUUCCUUUUCUUUUGGGGUACCUUUGAGGGAUUUUUUUUAGUUGUUGUGGGUAGUAGUAGGUGAUGGACUUGCAACUCCUUGCCGACUGAUCUUUCUUCCCUUUGCUGCUAUCGCUAGGCUCUGCUCUACGAGGAGGGGCUGGGGUUUUCGCGUAGCAUUUUAAACAGUAUCAAACACGAGUGGAAAUCCAUUUCCAUUUCAAAAACACACAACACACCACGUAAAGAGGGUAUCAACCAACCAACCAACCAACCAAAAACCUAAAAAAAAGAUGCGAAAAAAAUAAAACUCGCCAAAAUGCUCCGCAAAAUAAAAUAAAAAAACCUUUCGUUUUUGCAAAGGAUUUCCUAAACAAA